Cimex lectularius (bed bug) is the source of this 1491-nucleotide messenger RNA. Its product is annotated as D-beta-hydroxybutyrate dehydrogenase, mitochondrial. The coding region runs from base 116 to 1186 and encodes 356 amino acids. The transcript has 7 exons. The record is from RefSeq and is a predicted model, not a curated record. Lineage: Eukaryota; Metazoa; Arthropoda; Insecta; Hemiptera; Cimicidae.
UUGUUUAGAUUGAAGGGAUGAAUGUGUAAGGAAAGGAAUUUUUUUCCUUUAUUUUUUUGGCCAGCUGCCCACAAUUGCCCCAGGGUAAGUUGAGGAACUUAGGACCAGCGGAGAGAUGAAACCAGGAGGAGAAAGGCAGAAAAAAGAAGAACCGGAAGUGAUUUGGGAUUUAAUCGAUAGAUGCCUUCUACCCCUGGUGUUCUCACAUGCUGCAGCUGUGAUAUCAGCGACAGUCCUGAAUACGCUCUACAUAUCGCAGAUAUCAGUGUUUUCAUUGUUUUUAAUAUACAUCCUGCUCACUUUAGCAGUGACUCUUUUUUACCACAACCUUAAGGUGACCUGUGCUGGGAAAUGCGUCGUUCUGUCAGGAUGCGAAAACAACGUAGGCUAUGCGAUAGCAAAAUACCUGGAUGAAUUGGGUAUGACAGUAUUUGCUGGGUUCGCCAAGGAGACAGAAAACAGGUUCAAGUUAAAAAAUGAAUGCUCAGGCAGGCUACAGAUUAUCGAUUUGGACGUGACAUCAGAAAAGAGCGUACAAAAUGCCCUGAAAACUGUCAAUGAACAAACAAAUAACUUAUGGGGUGUUGUAAAUGCUGCGUUUUGGUCUGCUUUUGGAGAGACAGAAUGGGUGCCUUUAAGCGUAUUCAGAAAAACCCUUGAAGUGAAUUUACUCGGAAGUGUCGCCCUCACUAAUGCUUUCCUUCCACUCAUCAGAAAAUCUAAAGGAAGGGUGGUGAAUAUUAUUAGUGUUUCAGGGCGAAUACCGUCUGGUAUUCGAGCUCCGAUAUGCAUUGUGACUUCUGCCUUAGAAGCAUACACAACAUGCCUCCGUCAAAAUAUGAGAAGAUGGGGUGUCGAUACGAUAUUAGUUGAAACUGGAAUUACGACAACAAGUGCUUGGUACGAUAACAAAGAAAUGUUGGACGAAGCAAGAUCUCUAUGGCAAUCUCUGAGUGCUGAACAGAAACAAGAUUACGGCAAGGAAUAUUUUGAAUCUAGAAUUACCACAAUGAAGGAAUACCAACACUCCCAAGAGGAUUUAACAGCUCUUUUAAGGUCUGUAGGAGAUGCUGUAUGCCGUACAUUUCCUCUUAGUAGGUACACACCUGUCACAAGAACCGAAAAACUACAGUCCCUCGUUGCAUCACACCUUCCACAUUCUGUUUAUUCAAUUUUGUACGAAUAAUACUGCAACAAUUGAAGAAAGGCUGUUCGAAAGACUCGACACGAGAAAGAAAAGAUCAGUUUUAAAUAUACAUGUUUUUAUUUCAUAAAGAAAACAAUUAAAAAUUGAAGAUAUGCUUACAUCGUAACUUCAGUGAAAAUAAUUUAUAUUCAAAUACCUAUGCUGUACAUUGUUCUGGUAACAAAUUCGAUUAUUUGACUAGUUAACUAUUUGUUCUGUUAACCAUAUUCCUAAUACGACAAUGACAUCAAAAAGGGUCAUUUGUUUGUACAAAAUAAUUUAAUAAAUAAAAAGUAUGAAACUAA